Messenger RNA from Oncorhynchus mykiss (rainbow trout), 2087 nucleotides. RefSeq names its product homeobox protein MOX-2. The record is from RefSeq and is a predicted model, not a curated record. Gene Ontology annotation, biological process: positive regulation of transcription by RNA polymerase II; somite development. NCBI's taxonomy places the organism in Eukaryota, Metazoa, Chordata, Actinopteri, Salmoniformes, Salmonidae. Gene Ontology annotation, molecular function: RNA polymerase II cis-regulatory region sequence-specific DNA binding; DNA-binding transcription factor activity, RNA polymerase II-specific. Gene Ontology annotation, cellular component: nucleus.
GGCCUGCAUACAUGUGGCACAGCCGGCUGCAGUAGCAUAGUCUCUGAAGCUCUGGUGUGUGUGGUACUGACCAUGAUGCCUAAGCAAUAAGCAUUAGCCGUACAUCAGGUGAACACAUGCAGCUAUUGGAAUAUCUUGAUUGAUCGAAAAAGGUCUCCAGUCUCCUCUCUCUCCUGUCAUCUGAGAAUCUCUCCGGCAGCUUAUCUAGGGUUCACUGUUUAUCCUGCGCAGCCUGGCAACUGUCCGCAUGCCCAGGAUUAUUACUGGAGCCCCCUUUCAACACACACACGGACAUACACACAACUUUUUUAUCGAACUCUUAUCAAGGAGACGAAUUUGGGGUGAGCUAAGGAAAGAGCACAAGUUGUGGAUUUUGGAUCUUCUGUGUUUUGUUUGACCCUUUUUUUUUAUAUAUAUAUAUUUUUAACUUAGUUGGCUUACUUUUUUGUUACGUUUCAUUUUUUGUCCCCCUCCUUAUCUUUCUGGAGGGCUGUGUGUUUGCAUGCGAUGGAUCACACACUCUUUGGCUGCCUCCGCAGCCCCCAUGCCACUGUGCAGGCCCUGCACCCUGCCUUCACCCAGUCUCCGCUGACUCUCCACGGACGCACGGACCACGUCUCCUACCCUGACCUGGCCUCUUCCACCGCCACCUCCUCUCCUUCGGCCUGCAUCAUCUCCGGCUAUCCCGGUGACGAGGGCCUGUUCGGUGGGCAUCACCACCAUCACCGUGGGCAUCACCCGGCACAGCAACAGCAGCAUCACCCGCCUCAGCACCAGGCUGGCUGGCACAUUCCACAGAUGCCCUCUCCUGGCAAUGCGAGCUCCCGCCACAACCUCUGCCACCCCCACCCCCACUCUCACUCGGCCCAGGACAGUGCCCUCGCACCCCCAGACCUAGGCACCCCUGGCAGGAACAGUCUCUGUUCCAGCACCCCCAACCUGGGCAGCAGCACCCCCACAGGGGCCAAUUGUGUGCCUGCAGACUUUGGAAGACAGACACUGUCACCUGCUGAGGCAGAGAAGAGAAAUGGCAAGAGGAAAAGUGACAGCUCAGAGUCCCAAGACGGGAAUUACAAGUCAGAUGUGAGCAGCAAACCCAGGAAGGAGCGGACGGCGUUCACCAAAGAGCAAAUCCGUGACCUGGAGGCCGAGUUCGCCCAUCACAACUAUCUGACGAGACUGAGGCGCUACGAGAUAGCAGUCAACCUCGAUCUCACAGAGAGACAAGUAAAGGUGUGGUUCCAGAACAGGAGAAUGAAGUGGAAACGAGUAAAAGGAGGUCAACAGGGGGCUGUAGCGAGGGAAAAGGAACUGGUGAACGUGAAAAAGGGGACAUUGCUGCCGUCCGAAUUCUCCAGCAUAGUGGCUCUUCAUCACUCCACAGACUCCCUGGCCAAUGAGGACAGUCACGAAAGCGACCAGAGUUCUGAGCAUGCUCACUUAUGAUGCACAGCAGCAGGCCACUCCUACACAAAGUGGGUUCAGCCUCACAUCUCAGGAACGUCCUUAAAAGGACAUGUUAUCUGGUCGUCAUUAGCAAAGUUUAACGAUGCUAAAUAAAUGUGUACAAAUGUACAAAGAAAUGACGUGUGUUACUUGAUCUAAGAAGAUACAUGUUAGGACGUUGGUUAAACCAAACUAAGAUCACCAAUACGUUUCAAGAACUGCGAACCCAACGCAGGAAUAUGAGAUAUUGCAAAAGGUCAAUGCACAUUAAGCAUACGUUACGAACGUGCUUCCACUCAACACUGCUCUUGGAAGCAGAACAUAUUCUUUGAAUAUUAGGACAGAUUCAGAAUUGGCCGAAUUGUUAUGAACAUUCCAUGUUGUGUGUCUUACAUUGAAAAAGGGGCAAGUUCAUGCUUUUGAUUUGCACUGGUGAACACUUGCCUCAAUUGGUUUCUACUGUUUGUCAUAAAAAUUGCGAUGUAAUCAAAUUAUUAUCAAGUGUGCGGGAGAAUCAAAUUUGCUCAGCUAAUAUACAGUAUACUCUGAACUUAAUUAUCUGUCAUUUUCUUACCUUUUCUCUAGCAACAAUUUCUAAUACACACUAUACCACUCACACAGUAAUAAACAUUUAUGAUGUU